AUGAAGCUCGACAACUUUCCACCUCUCCCAAACAUGGGCCGCCUUGAUGAUGUCGUGCGCGCAGCGUACCGCACCGCCUUUUUAGACGCCUUGAACGAUGGCCGUGCCAAACCGCUCCUGAUCCCUUAUAGUAUCCUGGCGGCUUCCAUUCUUCCUGCUUUAUGGCUUGCUAUCCCGCAUACCUCGAGACCAUGGGUCUAUCAGACAAGAUGGCUGGUCAUGGCCUUUGUGAUUUGCUUCAACGGCCAUAUUAUGAGGACAGCAUCGAGUACUAAUUUUGCCUGGGCUUAUGCGACGGGUCUGAUGGCGAGCUGGGGGACAAUCAUGGCAAUGAAUUUGUUGAUUUGGACGAGGCCGCAGUUUGAUGCGGCGAGGGCUAUCAAGGUGAAGAUAGCGAAGAAGAAAGCGAUGAACGGGAACAGUGGCAAUGGGACUGCAGGUGAGAAUGGAGUACGGCUGCGGAAUGGACACGCAAAUACGGCCUCACAUAAGGAAAAUGGGACAAAGGAUGACAUCAAGGAGGAAGAUCAGUACAUUUGGCAAAAGUUCCCAGAGGAGGGAACUUUCUCGGAGCGGCUAGGUUGGGCUUUCGACCUAUCGUGCAGUUUUCGGGGUGCAGGCUGGAAUCACUCCAUCGCAUCAAUCCCACGUCCCACUAUCCCAUCACCAAUCCAGCCCUCCUCUCCUGUCGCCAUCGCUACUAUCCCUCACAAGUCCACCAGCGGCUACGCUUUAACCCUCAGCGAAAGCGAACUCCUGCGCAGCCGUAUCACUCGUGUCCUGUAUAGCUACCUGAUCCUCGAUUUGCUCUCCGUUAUAAUGAUGAGAGAUCCGUACUUCAUCCUCGGCCCGGACAACCACUAUACCGUCCCCUCGCACCUCAACUUACCAACCCCCCUCCUCCUAUUAUAUAGAGAAUGCUUGCCCCUGGCGGGAAUAUGGGCCGCUCUAUGUGGAGCAUUCGGCCUUAACGACAUUGCCCAGUACUUCUUCCUGCGACAAUAUUCUCCCUCCCGCGCCGCCUUAUGGCACUACCCAUCGACGUUUGGCUCCUUCUCCAUGAUAUUGGACCGCGGGCUAGCAGGAUGGUGGGGUGCCUCGUGGCAUCAAACAUUCAGACUAGGACUCCUCGGCCCGUCUACAUAUCUCCUGCGAAAGGGAUACAUGAAACGAGGGUCAGCAACUGCCAAUGCUGUCGGGUUAUUCGUGUCCUUCCUCCAGUCCGGACUCAUGCACGCCGCGGGGAGUCUGACCUCAAUUCCAGACACCAAGCUCUGGCGGUCGAUACUAUUCUUCUUACUGCAAGCUGUUGGCAUCAUUCUUCAACAGCAGCUGGCGUUGUAUCUAUCAAAGUACAUGGGGACUCCGAGCAAAUACAUGCGACGGGCAGGCAACCUGUUGUUCUGUCUAGUGUGGCUGUAUAUUACUGCACCGCUUUUCAUCGAUGACCUAUCGUCUACGGGACUAUGGAUGUUUGAGCCGGUCCCCAUAUCACCGCUGCGAUACUUUGGUUUCGGGUUCCCAGGAGACCACUGGUGGCGCUGGGAUCGCGAAGCUUGGCCAAAGCUGUACGCUGUUCGGCACUGGUGGGAAAUUGGCAUUGCAUUAUAG
Messenger RNA from Pochonia chlamydosporia 170, 1611 nucleotides. Its product is annotated as membrane bound o-acyl transferase family domain-containing protein. Gene Ontology annotation, biological process: lipid metabolic process. The transcript is spliced from 2 exons. The record is from RefSeq and is a predicted model, not a curated record. Bases 1 to 1611 code for a protein of 536 amino acids. NCBI's taxonomy places the organism in Eukaryota, Fungi, Ascomycota, Sordariomycetes, Hypocreales, Clavicipitaceae.